Messenger RNA from Lathyrus sativus (Indian pea), 231 nucleotides. Lineage: Eukaryota; Viridiplantae; Streptophyta; Magnoliopsida; Fabales; Fabaceae. The record is from the annotation of a GenBank genome assembly.
AUGGUACUUUCUUCCUGCUCUUUAACAUGGACUUCACCUUCCUUAUCCCAUAAAUUAAAUUGGCCGCUUUCAAAUCGGUUGCUUCGGAGCACUCCAACUUCAUCUUCUAACAAUGUCUCUUGUUCAAUGGAAACAUCUUCAAGUUCAGACAAAAUACCGGACAGAUAUAGAGCUUUUGUCGACCCUUCAGACGGAUGUUCUUAUGUUUAUCCCUCGGAUUGGAGAAUUUGA